GUCAUCUGACUCAAUGUUUUUAAGGUUAGAGAAUUGUCAGAGCCAAAUACCUUUUUGGAAGUUUUAAGCCAAAUUGCUUUACUUUUGGAAAAUUGAAAUGCCGAAUUUAAAUAUUUAUUAACGUUGAGUGAUUAUAUUCACAGGUAGCUAGAAAAAUGUCUGAUUAUUUAAAAGUUGGCCAACGAGUUGAAGUUAAGGACCGCGAUGUGCAGGGCGUAAUAGCUUUCGUCGGCCCGACUGGUUUCGCCACCGGGACUUGGAUCGGUCUCGUCUUAGACGAACCUAAGGGAAAGAAUAAUGGCACUGUCAAAGGACAACAGUAUUUUAAGUGUGAAGAAAACUAUGGCUCAUUUGUACGAUUGGGCCAAAUUAUAUUUUUGGAUGAUGAGGGGAAGCCGAUUCCUGUUGAAAUCACCAGUCCCGAAGACAGCACUUUGGCCAAAACGCGUGGUCGACAAGCUAUUGCUGCAAAACCUAAACCUACCACAGUGCGAAGAAAAUCUCCUCAAAAAAGUAUAUCUUCAUUGUCAGCAUCGAGCAGCUCUCGAAUAUCUCUGGCAAGUAGUCGGCAAUCUCUAGCUGGAAGUCGUCAGUCAUUAACAGGUAGUCGUCAAUCAUUGGUCGACAGUAGAAGUUACUUGGCAUCUCCUGUUGUUGAAAAGUCUGCAGAUACUGAGCAACCAAGUCAAAUACCAAAACGGGCAUCAUUCAUAGAGACUGGUUUUGUGGAAACUUUGAAACCCCAAUUUACCCCGGGUCAAGUUAUUACUAGUACCGCUCCUCCGAGUGGGGUCGAGGAAAAGCUUUCUCAGUUGCAGUUACAGCAAGAAGUUGACAAUCGAAGUUUGCAAAUUAAAGAUCUCGAAGAAAAAUUGGAGACCUUGCGCAUUAAAAGGCACGAAGAUAAAGAGAAAUUAAAAGACUAUGACAAACACAAGAUUCAGUUGGAGCACUUGCUCGAAUUCAAAAACAAAAUCAUGGAGUCGCAGGCAAGUCUCCAGAGGGAGUUGCAAAAGGCAAAGUUGGAAGCAAGAGAGGCGAUCGAGGCGCGAGAGCUGCACGCGGAGGAAAUGGCGGAUCUUGCCGACACUAUAGAAAUGGCGACGCUCGACAAAGAAAUGGCGGAGGAAAAGGCGGAAACGCUUCAACUCGAAUUGGAUGCUUGCAAGGAAAAGCUGGAAGAGGUUACCUUGGACCUGGAAAUCUUAAAGACCGAAAUGCAAGAACGAGCAGGAGGAAUAUCUGGCGGUGAAGCGUCGCCGUCGUCCUACGACUUGAAACAGCUCACCCAACAAAAUGAGCGGUUGCGAGAAACUCUCGUUAAAAUGCGCGAUCUCUCUGCCCACGAGAAGCACGGGAGCCAAAAGUUGAUUAAAGAGAUCGAUCAGAAAAAUUCGGAAAUAGCAGAAUUGGGUAGGACGAAGGAAAAAUUGAGUUCAAGGGUCGAGCAGAUGGAGCAGCAGAUCGCCGAUUUACAGGAGCAGGUCGACGCCGCUUUAGGCGCCGAGGAGAUGGUAGUUAUUUUGGGAGAUCAAAAGUUAACGUUGGAGGACAAAGUGGUGAAACUGGAGGAGGAAAUCCGUGAGCUGGAGGCUUUGCAAGAUAUGAACGACGAACUGGUUGAGAGUAAUGCGGAGCUUGAAGCAGAUUUAAGGGAGGAGUUAGAUCUGGCUCAUGGUGCUACGCGUGAGGCUUUACGAGAUCGUGACGCUGCGUUGGAAAUAAUAUCGGAUCGAGAAGUGACAAUAAGUAAAUUUCGGGAGUUGGUACAGAAACUACAAGAGCAAUCGCAAGAUCUCCAGAGUCGCCUAGAAAAGGAAACGAGUCGACCUGUAUCGGCGCUGCCAGAAAUUAUGGACUUCAAGAAAAUGUUUACUGAAACUAAAGCGCACACCAAAGCAAUUGAUUUAGAACUGAGACGCAUUGACGUGCAACAACUGCAGCAGCAAGUCAAAUAUUUAUCUUCAUAUUUACCCGAUACAUUCAUGAAUAGGGGAGGUGACUACGAUGCAGUAUUAACAUUAUUAUUAAUACCGAGGCUAAUACACAAAUCGGAAAUACUCAUCAGUCAAAUUUCCGGUAAAUUUCCUCCAGUUGAAAAAAUUGAUCGUGUCGCUAUUCUGAAGGGCCACACGGUUGAGCAGUAUGCAUUCAGAUGUCGAUUUGUUCAUUAUAUUUACGCGCUGCAGACAAUUCUGCACCAGUAUCAACAUGCUCUAAAUACGUGCAAAUCAGAAGUGCUAUUAAAGGUUGGCGCUUCUUAUCCGGAAAUAGCGGCGCAAGAGAAGGUUAUCGACGGUUUCGUUGAACUCAUUAAACGCGACCAAUUGGACGAAAAUAUUCAUUCGGAAACUAUAGAGAGAUGCGUCAACUACUUUAACACUUUAUACCCCAUUCUUUUGGGGCUAGACAGUCACCAGAAUCAUACAGUUUUGUUAAAUGAUAACAUAAGGGCGCUCACUUGCGCCUGCGAAGGCCUAAAUACCGAUGCUAUGGUCAUUCGUAAUUUCUCUGAAUCUUCCAACAUUGGAGAUAUUGCUUUAUUGAUGCAACAUGUUAUUACCACCGUCGAUCAAAUACAGCAAUCUUUAAAACAAGUUAAACGGAAACUACCACCCGAUCCCAGUGUCACUAACUUGGGUUUGAAUAAAGAAAUUGGAGAGAACUUGUACCAGUGUUAUUUGCAUUCAAGGAAAGUCAUGAAGACUCUUAAUGAUAUUGUAAAGAAUUGCAUUGUAACAAUUGCAGGAGAAAUUGAAAAAAAUAUACCUCACGAAAAAUUAAAAGACCUUGCAAUUAGUGCCAGCGACAAGGUGUAUGAGCAAGAUGAUUUGGGCCCAGUGCAAAGCGUCAAAAAUUCUCUGUCUUUUAUUGUAACCCAAAUUUCACAAAUUUCCCAAUUUCUCCAAGAUAAUGAUUAUAGCAUCACCAUGACCAGCAAAAGUGAAGACAAGGUGAUACCUCCAAUAUUGACGCGAGCUGAAACUGUAAAGAGAGAAUUGGAAGAAACAAAAACUUUAACUAGCAAAUUAGAAAAUAAAGAAUCUGAUCUAAAGGAGCUACGUAAAAUGCUGAAAGAAAAACACGAACAGUUGUCACAGAUGACUAUAAGAAAAGAGUUAGCUGAGAAAAAAUUAGGAAAUGUUAAUAAGGAUUAUGAGUUAACUAUAGAAAAACUUCAACGCAAGCUAGAGGAGGCGCACAAUCAUCACAAGAAGAAGGAAAAGGAGUUUGAAGAAACAUUGGAUCAUCUGCAAAAUGAUAUUGAUUCGCUAGAAACUGAAAAAGGCGAAAUGAAAGAAAAACUGAAGGUGUUCUCGAAAAAAUCAAUUCUGGAGGGAAUGGCUAAAAGUACUUCGGGCUCUCAAUUGAGUUCCUUGCAAUCGCUUGGGCCGAAUCUACCAGCAGUAGUGCGCGAUUCUCCUCUACUAAUACAAGAAAUAGACACUUUGCGCAAAUUAUUUAAUACGGAAAGGGAGAUUAGAAUCAAGUCUGAAAAUGAAGAGCUGUUACGCAUUCUUAACUCUUUAACUCCUCUACCCACUUUUAAGGAGAAGCCGGACAAGGUUCUGGAUACUUUGCUGAAGGAAGGAGCGCAACUCAAACAGGACAUUUUAAUGACCUUGGCCACCCCUAAAUUUCCAUCUAUAUCAAAAAUGAAACCAGGAAGUGGACGGGAAAUGUGGAAAAAGCACUUUGUAGAAGAAGAAGAUAAAAUGCUCCACCUGAAGCUACGCGCGGAUCAGUUUAGAACUAAAGUCGCCGCAGAAAUUGUGAACAGGAAGUUUGGCGGGCAAAUUGAAACUGAUUUUGUCGUCUUUCCUACAUUAGAAAUGACUAAAGCUAUUAACGAAUCAAAGGCUGUGAAGAUCGGUUCGGUGCACGUUCCCAAAUUGUACGUACCUGAUGCAGCGAAGCAGCCGAGUAUUAUUAAUUUGGAGUUAGAUUUUAUUAACUUGCAGAAACUAAUUGGAAAAUUAACUUACGUAUGUUAAAUCUAGUUUAUUGAUCACAACUGGAUUGUGAAUUUAUUUAUUAAUUUAUCGUUCGGUAUAUUUUUGUACUUGUUUGUGCAUUGAGGCAGUGCCAACUUUUUAAUUGUUGCUAAUUAUUUAAAAAUGAUUAAAAUUUCUACAGCUUUCUCUCAAAUGUAACUUUGCAUAAUGGUUUUUAUAGUACCUAGGCCUUUAAUAAAAUAAACUUGAAUCAA
Messenger RNA from Photinus pyralis (common eastern firefly), 4210 nucleotides. RefSeq names its product dynactin subunit 1 (gene DCTN1-p150). The record is from RefSeq and is a predicted model, not a curated record. The transcript has 17 exons. Lineage: Eukaryota; Metazoa; Arthropoda; Insecta; Coleoptera; Lampyridae. Gene Ontology annotation, cellular component: axon; microtubule associated complex; kinetochore. Gene Ontology annotation, biological process: nuclear migration; establishment of mitotic spindle orientation. The coding region runs from base 156 to 3995 and encodes 1279 amino acids.